AUGACGAUCAUAUCUGUGCAGACCUUCCUUCCAGGUCGCCUCGCGAUUACAUCGAAUGAAAAGAACGCUGCGAAACCUCCGCCAAGCGUUUAUAAUGUUCAAGAUAAUCCGUUUAAAGGAUACCAUCCGCCGCAACCCGAUGGAUAUGAGCGCAGCAAAUCCAACCCCGACGCGAGUGCUAUUGUGAUUGACAAUGGGUCAAGCCUCCUCAAAGCCGGUUGGUCUUUCGACAAAUCCCCACGCUUCAUUCUCCCCCCUGUGGUGAGCCGGUACCGGGAUCGAAAACUCAACAAAGCAUGUCAGUUUAUCGGAUACGACGCCUAUGUCGAUGCUACAACUCGUGGCCAGCUGCGGUACGCGUUCGAUCCCGGCACCAGCGUGGUCGGCAACUGGGACGUGAUGGAAGGCUUAUUGGACUACGUGUUCAUCAAACUUGGGGUAGACGGGACGAAUGGGGGAGUUGACCGACCCAUCGUGAUGACGGAACCGAUUGCGAAUCUCAACUACCCGAGGAGAAUGAUGAACGAGAUCCUCUUCGAAUGUUACUCUGCCCCGUCCGUUGCCUACGGUAUUGACUCGCUCUUUUCUUACCGGUACAACAAGGGUACAGAUGGCCUAGUCAUAUCCUCGUCACACACGUCAACCCAUGUCAUUCCGGUCCUGAACUCGAAAGCGCUGCUCUCGAAUUGCUCACGCUUGAACUGGGGUGGCAUGAACACAUCAGAGUACCUCCUCAAGCUGAUGAAGCUGAAAUAUCCCACUUUCCCCGCUCGGAUGACUGAGAGUCAGAUGGAAGAUCUGGUUCACAAACAUUGCUACGUUUCUACGGAUUAUGACCGAGAGCUAAACAGCUAUCUUGAUUGGACCGGACUUGAAGACAGAGAUCAUGUGAUCCAGUACCCUUUCACGGAGCAUGUGGUGCCGGAAAAGACGGAAGAAGAGCUUGCGCGAAUUGCCGAGCGAAAGAAGGAGAGCGGGCGACGGUUACAGGAACAAGCUGCAAAGAUGCGACUGGAGAAACUCAUGAAGAAGGAACAGGAGCUGGAAUAUUGGAAAGACCUACAGCGUGGGCUUGCAUCCGAGACCAAGAAGGAAGCACGGCGCAUUCUGGAUGCGGAAGACCUCAAGGAUGAAGCACACCUUGAUCGACUGAUUCGCGACUUGGAGCGAUCCAUCAAGCGCUCCCGCAAUCGAGAUCUAGGAGUGGAGGAGACUGAGGAGCCGCCAGAAGAUAUGUCUUUCCCACUCCUUGAUAUUCCUGAUGAAGAGUUGGAUGAAGCCGGUCUGAAGGAGAAACGCCACCAGCGUCUCAUGAAGUCGAAUGUCGAGGCACGGCAACGUGCCAAGGCCGAGAAAGAGCGGGAGAAGAUACGGCAGGAGGAAGAAGAGCGACUUGAUCGCGAAAAGCGCGAGAAUGACUUUGAGAACUGGGUGGCGGAACGGAGAGCUGCUCGCCAGAACAUCAUUCAGAGGAUCAAAGAGCGCGAUCGGAUGAAGGCUGAUUUGGGUAACCGUAAGUCGCUUGCCAGCCAGAUGCGUAUGAAGACGCUCGCCAAUCUGGCCGCCGACGGGCCCAAGAAGCGAAGGAGGGGGGGGGAUGAUGAUGAUUUCGGAGCCAACGACGAAGAUUGGGGCGUUUAUCGGACUGUGGCCACCGGGGAACAGAGUGAUGAAGAGGAGGAGGAGGACCUCGGAGGGAUGCUCACUAGUGUUGAGAACGAGCUGCUGGAGCACGAUCCGGACUUUACGGAAAACCACACCCUUGCGGCGCAGUCGGACUGGACCAAGAGUUUAGUGCAUGUGUUCCUGCGUGGACCCUGGCCGUUUGAUCCAGAGAGCCAGCGGGAGGCUCACCAGCUCCAUCUGAACGUCGAGCGGAUCCGAGUCCCCGAAGUCGUCUUCAAGCCGUCGAUUGCGGGGAUCGACCAGGCGGGCCUCAUCGAGAUCGCUGCGGACGUCGUGACGCAGCGGUUCUCCAACCCCGAAGACCAAGCCAAGCUUCUCCGCGAUGUGUUUCUGACGGGAGGGAACACCCUUUUCCAGGGAUUUGACGAGCGACUCCGCAGAGAACUCCGGGCUUUCCUUCCCGUGGAUGCGCCACUGAACGUGCGUCGGGCUGCCGAUCCUAUUCUUGAUGCCUGGAAGGGGGCUGCACAAUGGGCGUCUGGACCAGAUCUAAGAAACUCUUCUGUGUCACGGGAAGAAUACCUGGAGAAGGGUAGCGAGUACAUCAAGGAACAUGAUCUGGGGAAUGUUACCUCGUGGUAG
This is a messenger RNA of Aspergillus clavatus NRRL 1, 2268 nucleotides long. RefSeq names its product actin-related protein ARP5. NCBI's taxonomy places the organism in Eukaryota, Fungi, Ascomycota, Eurotiomycetes, Eurotiales, Aspergillaceae. The coding region runs from base 1 to 2268 and encodes 755 amino acids. Gene Ontology annotation, cellular component: cytoplasm; Ino80 complex. The transcript has 5 exons. Gene Ontology annotation, biological process: regulation of DNA-templated transcription. The record is from RefSeq and is a predicted model, not a curated record.